Molecule: messenger RNA, 1080 nt
Organism: Rotaria socialis
Lineage: Eukaryota; Metazoa; Rotifera; Eurotatoria; Philodinida; Philodinidae
Source: the annotation of a GenBank genome assembly
AUGAAUAGUGAAUUAAAGAAUGAAGAAUUUGUUUUAUCGACUCGUCCUUCGGAUCAAAAUGAAAUCAAGUCGGCUUGGAAAUUACAACCAUGCCCAAUGCCAACUAUCGCUAAUGAUAAUGAAUUUAUACUAGAAACUUUAUUUAUUUCUGUUGAUCCUUAUCUUAGUAGUGGUUUAAAAAAAUCAGCAUUGGGAGGUGAUAUUAAUCCAAUUGGUUUUAUUCAAAUAUCAGGUUUAGUAGGUCGUGUUAUUGAGAGUAAAAAUUCAAAUAUUCCAACUGGUACACUUGUUACUGGGAGAAUGCAAUGGAAAAGAUAUAUUCUUGCUAAUGGUACAGAACCACGAUUUAGAAUUUUGCAAAAAUCAAUAGAGAACAAUACAAUUUAUGAUAAGAUUGGUUUUAGUACUGCACUUGGAGUAUUGGGAAUGCCUUCACAAACAGCCUAUUAUGGAAUACUAUCAGUUGCCAACACACAACCAUCCGAUGUUGUAGUGAUAAGUGGAGCUGCAGGAGCCGUUGGGACAAUUGCUGGGCAAAUUGCAAAGAAAGUUAGAGGCGCUCAAAAAGUCAUUGGAAUUGCUGGCGGAGAAAAAAAAUGUGAUUACAUUGUCAACGAAUUAGGAUUUGAUGCAGCAAUUAAUUAUAAAGAAUAUAAUACGAAAGAGAAAAUGAUUAAUAGAUUAAAAGAAUUAGCGCCGGAAGGAAUUACACAAUAUUUCGAUAAUACGGGUGGAUUUGUCACUGACGCAGUAUUUGAUAUUAUUAAAAAACAUGGUAAAAUUAUUAUUUGUGGCCAAAUUAGUACUUAUAAUAAUAGUGAAGAUGAUCCAUCUAAAAUUAAUAUUUAUCCAAAUUAUUUAGCGAAAACAAUUUAUCGUGGUUUAUCAAUUUUAGGCUUUGUAUGUGGCGAUUUUAUUCAUCGAAAUGAAGAUGAAUUUUAUAAAGAUAUGCCCGUUUGGUUGGAUCAGGGAACAAUUAAAUUUCAUGAAACUUUUGUUGAUGGAUUUGAAAAUUUGCCUCGAGCUUAUGAAAUGCUUUUUACUGGUGAGAAUAUUGGAAAAGUUGUUAUUAGAGUUUAG